AUGGCGGAAAACAGCUUGAUUCUUUUAGAAACAUCUUGGAGAAAAUUCGCAAGUAGUUAGAAUUACGGGUGAACCUCCAGCGAGGUUCAAGAAUGCCUAAACCUGAAAAUAGUAAGAAACGGAAGAGAGAAAACAAGAAAGAUGAAGAUCUCAUCAGGAAAAAGGGAAAAUCGAAAGGAAACGAUGAACAGACUAAUCCUAGAUUAGAGGUGGACAGCAACAAUGUCGCCAAUCUACCUUAUGAAGAACAGCAACAGAUUGAUGAUAUAGAUGAACAGUUGGAGGAAAAUGCGGCUAGGAACAAGUUAACAACGAUUAACGUGAAGAGUAUUUUGCACCAUGUUGUAUCAGACAAGAGAGUGCUUGCAAUGGUGAAAAGCGUGGCUGGUGAAUUUGAGAAGGAGGAGAAUGAAGUUACUCCAGGCAGUACUCCUGGAGACCCUGAUAUAGAGCUGGAUUUUGAACCAAAAAUGACCAGGCUAAAGAGAAAACAGACAAACCAAGGUGAUCCAAUUGCUGUUUUGGCAUCCCAGUCACCCAUGAAAGACUUAAGAACACAGCAGAUAUCCAGAAAAAAGGAGAUUCAUUUCACAGAGUUGGAACUUCCAGAUUCAUCAUCUGAUGAGGAAUACAAUCCAGAUGAGGAAGAGGAUGGAAGUGAUGAAGACACGGAAAGCUGUGUAUCUUUUACAAGUGACAUUGCCUCACCUCAGUUACCAAGCACACCAGAAAGGCAAAAAACAGAUGAUACAAAGGACAAUAACAAACAAUCAGGGAAAACGGUGACAAGAUCACUAAGUAAAAAGCUUUCAGAGGAACCAUUCAAAGUUCCUUAUCCAGUGGCAGCAACUAACUCAGCUCCACUUGAUGAAGAGAUUAUUGUUUUGGAAGAAGGUGACUUGAUAGCCAAAAGAACUCGCUCCCAGCUCCCACUCGAGGACAUCCCCCUUGAAAAAAUUGAAGCGACAUUCCAGCCGCCAGACUUCACUGCUGACAUGUAUGACACAAUCAAGGAAGAUGAUUUGGACUUUGAAGAUAUAGAAUGGCAGAAAUGGCUUCAAGGACUAAUAAACUCAGAUGAAGUCUGUGGUGAAGAGGAUCAUGAAGACUCUGAAUACAACUUUAUGGCUGAAGAUCAAAGAGAAGAAAAAGAGGAAUACAGAAAUGACAGGGCUGUCAGAAUUCCACAGAAGGAAGUGAAUGAAUUACUUGAAGAAUUGCUGAAAGAUUAUGACGAAUUUGAAGAUGCGCGGUGUUUAGAUGAGGAGGGUAAAGAUAUCAGUUUCCUGGAACUGCUCAACGUCAGGUCCUCCAUUGAGGAAAAUGUGAAACUACUCAAUACUGAACAGUUGGAGAGACUCACCGAACAACUGCAACAGCAUUUGCAACUCCUGACACAGAUAAACCUGAUGGCCCGAGAAGACGAGAGCCUGCAUAAAGAGGCUGAGCUAACUCGCGAGUAUGUCAACGAACUAAAAAGUUUCCAAGACAGAGCAUCCAAUGCACAGCUCAUCAGAGGACUAGGGGAUGGUGUUGUACAUAACUCAGCAUUUACCUUCUCAGGACUGGAGGAAGCUGUUGAAAUUGUUAACAGCGCCUAUGUUACGAAGCGAAGAACUCCAAGUCCUCGAAAAUGUAACGUACCCAAAAAAGACGGCAAAGCUGCUGCCAAGAAAGCUAAACGCUCGAAAUUUCUCACGGACGAUCUUCUCCCAUCGCCAUCGGAUACCAACAUCCAGAUGAUGGCCACUUUUAAAAGUGUGUUCCGUUUUAUUGAGCUUCUUCCUCAUCAUAACCUGUUACCAAGAACGGGUGACACGCCUAAGCAGCUCAAUGGACUCAGGGUGAAGUUCUCUGACGCUGAAGACAACCUUUUGGCUCUGGGUAUGAAGCAACAUGGUAAAAGGUGGGAGCUUAUCCAAGAACACCUGCUGCCAGUCAAGAGUCCUAAACAACUGCAGAUACGCUGCAAAAAUCUGCUGUCAGCCCGUGCUCCAGAGAACAUUGUCAAGUACUACCGUAGAAACAAAGUGCUGUGGGAAUUGCCAGUUAAAAUCAAAGUGUCUUCAGAAUUUAGCAGCCGUCGACCGCGUGGGAGGGAGUCAAUGGAGCCUGAAUGGCUGAUUAAUUAUAAAAAGAAGCAGAAGGAGCGGCGUGAAAGUCAAGAAAGGAGAGAGGCCCUGGCCAUUCAGCAGAGCCUGGAGGGUGCAGCUUAUGGCCGACCAAUUGCACCUAAACUCACCGGAGGAACGUGUGCUUUGGCGUUGCCGACUGUCUCGCCUACUGGAGAGCAGGGGAAGGUGACUUGGGUGGCUGUACCAAGAAGUGUCAGCCCAUGGAAUGUAAUGACGCAAAUGAAACCACUUGAAGAUGUGUCUAAAGGUGGAGAUUCUUUGCCUGAACCCAACGUGAUAAGUGCUUGUACAUCUCCAGACGUUAGUAUCUGCCAUGAGAGUGUCAGUCAAACAAAUGAGAAUCAUGCGCCAUCACCAGUUGUAACAGAAGAAGCAGAAGCCGCUGAUGAUGUCAUGAAAACCACCUCACCAGUGAACGAGGAAACUGUUGAACAAACACAAGGCAUAGCAGGACAAGGAACAAGUGUUCCUUCUGUAGAAUGUGAUCUUCAGUCUGCGAGUAACACUACGAUUGUGAAAGAGACUAAUGAAAGUAACAAAGAGAAUGUCUUGAAGGAAUCAACGGAUAAGGCAAUUUCGGAGACUGCCACUAACAAGCCUGCUACAACGUCCAAGAACAAGACAUCGCGUGACAAAAACGGAGGUGGUGUGACUGGUAGUCGUGUGACGUCAAAGUCACACAUCUCUGGGUCUGAGAGCGGAGGAAAUUCAGUUGGAACGUCGCGUAAACCCACUCCAAAUUCACAAGCGAGCUUGGCGGGAAGUUAUAUUCUGGAACCUGAUCCAAAGGUCAUAAACCGAGCACAUGCAUUUGCGGAAAGCUUUUUAGCCAAAGUUAAGAAACAGCUCGUGGAUGAUUCUGCAACUUAUGAGGAAUUCCUUCGGACACUUGCGACGUCUUCUGCUGAGCAAUGUUCACCAGUCGAGCUGUACAGGAGGAUUGAGGUAGUGUUGGCUCAGUAUCCGGGUCUUGUGGAGGAUUUUGUAGGAUUUCUAGAACCUCACCAAGCGGUGGAAGCAGGCGUGUUUAUGGCAAACUCGGAGUUUGUGAGGGCCAGGACAUUCCUAAGGAAAUUAGAGGUGCACUUCCAGCGGAGUCCUUCACAGUUCAGGAAAAUCAUCAACGCUUUCGAUUCAUGGAAUAAGAAAUUAGUGAAAGAUCCUUUGGAGUUACGGCAAAUCAUUAUUCCGAUGUUAAAAGGACAGGUCCAUCUUAUUGAAGAAUUCUACUCCUUUUUUGAUGACUUGAAACCGCCCGUGUGUUCCGACGACGAUUUUGAGGAAAUUGAAUUUGGAAGCGGAAGUGAACCAGAGGUAGAUGACUUUGAGGAAGUAGUUAUACCAUGCUUUAUGGAGCCUAAGAAAAUCAAAGGCAGACCAGCCAAGGGAGACACUCAGCAAAAAAACUCGAACGCAAGAAAGGCAAGAAAGCCUUGUGCGACGGCGAAAGGAACGAAACAACAAGGAAAUGUAAGCAAACAAAUGGGGAACAGGAACAAAGCCAGUCAAGCGAAAACUAGUAACUCAGGCGGAAAGGAUCUGUCAAAGGCGGAGGUUAAACAUGACAAUCUCACAGGGAAAAUUCAAGAAGAUAAUGCAGCGAAAAACGUGAAGCCUUCCUCUGAAAUGUCGGCAAAUACAGAAUCGGCUGAAGAGGGGAGUGGAAUGGAUGAGCAGAGAGCUGAAGUGAGCACACUUGAAGCACCUCUUUCUGUCACCACAUCACUACAAUCGGAAACUAGCAACGACAGCUUCCGCGGAGAGGAAGGCAGCUCCAACAAUCCCGACUCUUUAAGCCUCGAACAUGAUGUACAAGGCGAGCGGAGAACCUCCGAUAGCGAGGAACAAGAGGAUGAUGGGAAUUCCGACAUAGAGCAUGACGGGUACGAAGAGGAUGACGAUGACGACUUUAUGUAUGGUGACGAUAUCGAUGGCGACGUCAUCAAGAGUGACGUAGACGCCGAGGCAAGUGGAUGCGAUAGCGAUGCUGCAAAUGUUGUGUCUGGUGGUGCUGUGGUACCAGCUAAGAAUCUUCAACGUAGUCAAGACGGACAAGUGGUCCUGCUGUGGACAAAGGAGGAAGACAGAGUGAUAUUACAGACGUGCCAAAAGAUGGGCGCUAAACCUGAAACUUUCGAACGAAUUGCAAAGGGAUUAGAAAAGAAAUCAGCAGAUGAGGUGAAAAAGCGUUUUAUGGAUCUACUGAAUCUCUUUAAGGCUAGCAGUGGAGAAGGAAAUAGAGAUUCAAUAAACGAAGAUUCUUGUAGUGAGGAGGAAGAAGACGAUGACAGCGAAACUGUCGGUGAAUCAGAAGGAGAACAGCCCCGCGACUAGCGGUGUCACACUUGUAUUUAGUAACACAAUUGAGAGAGGGAACUCGUCACGCAAUACGAUUUUGUUGAGCUGGCAGCCAUCAUCCUAUGUAAUGUGCAACUGAGAUAAAGCUAGUGAUGGGAACGUAUAUUCCAACGAUUGUAAGUUUGGUGAAUCUGAAAGAAAAUUCAAAAUACUCCAAAAAAAGUCGGAAAGGACUUCGCGUGAUGAAUAGGUUUUCUUUACGGGUUUUUAAACGUAUGUG
Pocillopora damicornis (cauliflower coral) is the source of this 4713-nucleotide messenger RNA. RefSeq lists its product as uncharacterized. NCBI's taxonomy places the organism in Eukaryota, Metazoa, Cnidaria, Anthozoa, Scleractinia, Pocilloporidae. Gene Ontology annotation, cellular component: nucleus. Gene Ontology annotation, molecular function: transcription coregulator activity. The record is from RefSeq and is a predicted model, not a curated record. Gene Ontology annotation, biological process: regulation of DNA-templated transcription.